Molecule: messenger RNA, 1074 nt
Organism: Aegilops tauschii subsp. strangulata
Lineage: Eukaryota; Viridiplantae; Streptophyta; Magnoliopsida; Poales; Poaceae
Product: probable F-box protein At1g44080
Source: RefSeq, a predicted model, not a curated record
AUGGCGUCCGCCGGCGAUAGCGGCAUCCCAGGAACCUCGUCGGUGUCAGGGCAGUGGUCAGGCCUGCAUAGCGAUCUCCUCCGCAUGGUCUACUCCAGGCUCGUCGCCCCGCUCGACCGCGCACGCUUCGACGCUGUGUGCACAGCAUGGCGUGCCGCGCCACGACAUGUUCUCCCGUGGCUCAUCCUCGACCCACGCGGCACCGGCGCCGAGACCAUGGUCGUGUACUGCCCCAAGGAGGGCGUGGUCCUGCCGCACCUCCCCCUCCCGACCAAGGCCAUAGCCCAUAGGCAGGUGCUUCGUCGCGUUGAUCCUCCGUUGAUCUUGAAGAAGAUCAUCUUCUCUGAGCAGCCGACCUCAAGUGGUUGCAUUGUCGCUGCCAUCACCGAUAAGCACGAGCUCGCUUUCUGCAGAGUUGGGUGCUCGGAGGCCGGCUGGACGACGCAAGGAUUUCUUGGGGGUGAUGGUCUCAUGGAUAUUGCCUUUUGCAAUGCCGAGCUCUACGGCAUCACACGAUACACCAAGCAGCUCGUCAAGUUUGACCUUGGCUUGAACAAAUAUGGUGCGUUUGUGAUCGUACGCAUCCACUGGUUGUGCGCACUAAACAACUAUUGGGAGAAUCCGAAUGAGCACAUGAGUUACAUUGUUGACCUACUUGGCAAGCUUGUGAUAGUGAUAAAGAACUAUCGGUGGUGGUCGCGCCACUUGCAUAACAUCUGUGGUCCGUGCGUCACGGUGCUUGAGCUAGUCUGCACCGGCUUACGUACAAGCCCUCACGACUACAAGUGGGUGGAGCUGAAUAGCUUAGGAGACUACGCGCUAUUCUUGGGGCUAACAUGCUCCAAAGCAGUGCCUGUGCCGGCAUGCGGGAGUGGCGACGUGCAGAGGAACCAUAUUUACUUCUCCCACCAUCGUUGCUUACGGCUCUUGACGAGAUCAAACAGUGAUGGCUGUGUAUAUGACAAGCAAGUCGAAAGUGUCACCGAUGGUGUAGAAGGCAUCAUGUCGACAGGUUACUACGCGAUGGGUGACGUUUGUCCUCCCAUGUGGAUUUUACCUCCGAUAUCAAACUAG